AGUCUAUCACGUCGGCCCCUCAAGCUACAUCUAAUGUGAACCCAUCUCUUAUAGCAUUGGAAAGGCAUCUGGCUUGCUUGCGAAAGCAAAAGAACGAGCUUCACAAAGAGAAAGUGAGGCUGCAGGAAGAGUUGCGACACACGCUUUCUGCUAAACUCGCCAAAGAAGGGGAAGUUGUCAUACUAAGGAAAAAUAUCGAGAAGACCAUGCAGCGCAAACAGCGAAGCUCAGGGCGGCCAAGGAGGAGUCGGAGGCCAAACAAACACAGAUGCAAAAAGAAAUGAAAGAGGAGGCAGAACGCCUGAAGACGUUAUUUACUUUCAAGCAACAUGAAAUCGAGACAUCUACCCGAAAGUCUCCAUGGUCUGCGCGCUCCAAGAAAGCCCCAAUAGCACCUCUUGCGACGCCUGUACCUUUGUCUUCGCAGAUGCAAAGGUGGGAUGAAAGCGGAGCUGUGGCAGGCCCUUCGAGAAUCAUACAGGAGAGCCCUACUCGACCUCGCUUUGGCGAAAUUGUAAAUAAUGAACGUACGAGGAAACCAGUGGUUGAAACCCGAAAUCUACCAUCUGGAUUCCAACUUUCUACAACCCCUACAAAGUCGCGGGUGACAGAUUUCAGCAAAGGCAAAGGCAAGGCAACUGACUCAAACCAAAGGGGUCCGUCGCAAGUGCAAUUCGACAGUGGUCCUCCGCCAGCGUCGUUUCAUUUUGAAGGCACGCAGACGAAUUUGUUUCAGGCGGCUCGGGAUGAUGGUUCUGGCGCGACGGCGCAAGGGGACGUCUUCAUGGUCGACUCUAAUGUGGAUACAAACUUCUAUUCGCAGGAUGACGUUGAGAUGACCGACGGAGCUCAGGAGCAACAGAUGCAUGUCACUGUGGAUGAGGAAUCCGAAGAGGUGGAUCCUCACAGGUGGAUUUUGGAUUUGCAUCGGCUUGUCCUAAUGCACAUGGAACCGACUUGCAGGAUGACUACAUUUCAUGCCUUGUUGGGAGUUUCACUGCCAAUCGGACCCAAAUCGGAUGCAUAUACUUCCGCAUGUUCUCGUAUACUGGACGUUCUCGCCAAUGUACCCACUCAGGAGCAUCAAGCUUGGGAACUCGCAGCCCAAGCGAUUUGUGGCGCUCUAAUAGAAAUGGCAGAUAUACUGGCCGUCUCUAAUCAUAUAACGUCUUUAGCUGCCCUUUUUAGCCAGCUGACUCAAAUAACGUACACUCUUCCAGCACCUCAUCCAUAUCUCUUGGUGUAUAAUGCCACCGACCCUGCAGAGGACAGAGUUCCUCGUAUUCUCGCCGUGAUAUGUUCUGUUAUUCAGGACCACAUCAGUAAACUAGUAAUUCACGAUACCGAGAAAUCGGAACUAGGUCUACUUGCCAAGGAGUCACUCGCACUACUGGAAGCCUUGUGUUGGAAUACUCCGAGUGACUUGGAAAAUAUGCUAGCCUUCGUACCUCGUUGCCCUUGUGUACUAUCGAUACUCUUGGAUUCCUCUCGCCCGAUGUGGUUUCUUUUUCAAAGUACACGCAUGCUUUCUCAGCUCUCAACUCGACCCGUCCUUUUCCAACCUCUUUUAUCAUUUCCUGACACCGAGGGGCAAUCACAAGACUAUACUCGGCUCCCUCAUGUCGAGCGAAUGUGCUCUCUCUUGAUCGAUUCUAGUAGAACGAGCAACGAGGCCGAUGGGAUCAAGCGACACAUACUGACAUUUUUUGCUAUGCUCUCCGAGGCUCAUCCAACUGCUCACACGAUCAUCAUCGAGUCGCAAUCCGUGAUACCGUCGAUCAUUGUUUAUUUAUACGGGCUGUCAGCACCUGUGUGGCAAGGCGAUGAGGCAAUGGAGUCUGACCCACAGGCUGCCUCAAGAGUGAUUCGACGGAUGAACCAAACGACCUUUCUCUUGCACCAUUUGAUGUUUAAAGCCGAAACUCCCCUUAGAUUGCAAGAGCGUCUAGAGCGCGCACCACGGCACUACAACGGUCUUGUACAUCUUUUUGUUGUUACCAUGGGACGUCUCAGUUUUGCUGAUGUGCCCGAGUGGGUGCAAGAGGAGGACAAACAGGACCUGGAAAGAGUUGCCGGGCUUGCAAAGGAUCUUUUGGAGUUGUUGAUGGACGCGCCACAGAUGGAUGCUAUAUGGGCCACGUACCAAGAGGGGCCAGAUGAUGAAAUGGAAGAUGAUGAAGAGGUGGAGGCUCGACGGCUUGCUGCCAACAUGAUCUAGUGUAUCAGUGUGAGAGGCUGCGUCAUCUUCCUGCAAUAUAUGUCUACAUGCAUAUCCAUCGAUUUGUUGGCAGUGUUUGGUCAUGCCUUUAGCUUUGUGUUGUGUCGAAUGAUGCAAGGUUCAUCUCAACUGAGGUGUCCUGGCCACCUUGGUUCUGCUCGAACACGAGUUACACGUUUAGUUACACUGUUUGUCUACAUUAACCACAGCUUUUAAUUGACGCAUGGGACAGUGG
Molecule: messenger RNA, 2453 nt
Organism: Suillus discolor
Lineage: Eukaryota; Fungi; Basidiomycota; Agaricomycetes; Boletales; Suillaceae
Exons: 11
Coding region: 269-2218 (649 amino acids)
Source: RefSeq, a predicted model, not a curated record